AUGUUCCAAACAGCAUCCACCAAGAAGCCAGUGGACAUGAUGAUGAUGAUGAAUAGUACUGCUACUUCUACUGCUACUCAUCAUCUUCCCAGCAAUAUGUGCGGCGUAGCUCAGCCAGACUCGGGCCUCGUCCUCACCACCGACCCCAAACCCCGCCUCAGAUGGACCGUCGAGCUCCACCAACGCUUCGUAGAUGCCGUCACCCAACUCGGUGGCCCCGACAAGGCAACACCCAAGACUAUAAUGAGAGUUAUGGGAGUAAAGGGUCUCACCCUUUACCAUCUCAAGAGCCAUCUUCAGAAAUUUCGGCUGGGAAAACAGCCGCACAAGGAUUUCAAUGACCAUUCAAUGAAAGAUGCGGCUUUCGAGCUUCAACGAAAGAAUGCAUCAGCAUCCGGAAUGCUCGGCCCUAGCAUGAACGAGAUGCAAAUGGAGGUCAAUCGAAGGCUCCAUGAACAACUCGAGGUUCAGAGACAUCUUCAACUGAGAAUCGAGGCCCACGGAAAAUACAUGCAAACAAUCCUCGAGAAGGCCUGCCAAACACUUGCCGGCGAGGGAAUGGCCGAUUUCAACAAAGUCCAUGGGCCCGAUAUCUCGGUCAUGAACCGUGAAUUUGGGCCGGCCAUGAGCUUCCCAUCCAUCCAUGACCUCAACAGUACAUACGGAGUCACCAUGCAAAGAUCAUCGUCUCUCGAUAAUAAUAACAAUACUAAUAAUUUCUUCACCAAAAAACGGUCCAACCCAUACAGCAACGCUACAAAUAGCAUCAUCACUGGCAAAAGCCCCAUGAUUUGGGCCGAUGAUCUGAGGCUGCAAGACUCGCUAGAAGGAGAUCGCUCACGCCUUGAAGACCACCAAAUCCAGAUUGGGCCUUUAACAGGGCCCAGCGAUCAUAUUAUUGGCUCGAUUUCAGAUCACAUUCUCGAGUCGAAGCCUAUAAUAAACUUGUCGGGAGAUAAUUUGAGUGGGGACGAUAAGAAGUUUGUUGUUUCUCCUCGUCGGACGGUUAUCAACGCCGGUGGCAUGCCGCAAGGGAGGAGCUCGCCUUUCGGGUGA
Striga hermonthica is the source of this 1056-nucleotide messenger RNA. Lineage: Eukaryota; Viridiplantae; Streptophyta; Magnoliopsida; Lamiales; Orobanchaceae. The record is from the annotation of a GenBank genome assembly.